GCCUGUCUUUCUUUUUUAGACCAAAGCUCCAGAGAUAAUCCAUAUGAGACAUCAUCCGUCCUCUCUGGCAUACCCAGAUCACUGCUGAUCAGGGUUUACACACAGACACAUGCUCGCACAAAAAAAAAGAAACUGAAUGAUAUAGCAGCAUAUCAUUUUUUAACAAAGAAAUUCAUAAAUACAAGUAGCUCAGGAUCUAAACUAAGGCUGUCAUCAUGAGUAUUAAACAAGCCUGCAUCUUUCUCAGAGGAGGAACAAGGAGAAAAACAAGAGCUCUUACACACGAUGAGAUUGAAGAGUUACGUGAAGCUUUUGUUGAGUUUGAUAAAGACAAGGAUGGUUUCAUAAGCUGUAAGGACUUGGGGAACCUGAUGAGAACCAUGGGUUACAUGCCGACUGAAAUGGAGCUUAUAGAACUGAGUCAGAACAUUAACAUGAAUCUGGGGGGACGGGUGGACUUUGACGAUUUCGUGGAACUAAUGACCCCAAAGCUCCUGGCUGAAACAGCAGGGAUGAUUGGGUUAAAGGAGCUAAAAGACGCAUUUCGAGAGUUUGAUAUAGAUGGUGAUGGUUCUAUCACAUCUGAGGAGCUCAAACAUGCCAUGAAAAAGUUACUGGGAGAAAAUACCAGCAAAAAAGAAAUUGAAGCAGUGGUCAGAGAGGCUGACAACAACGGAGAUGGAACAGUUGACUUUGAGGAGUUCGUGAAAAUGAUGUCAAAGAAAUGAGAACAACAGAAUGAAUGGAUGACUGUGAAUGGAUGGGAUUCUGUUUGAUUCUAUGCUGAUCAUACCCUACUUCUGAUGAAUAAUUUCACUUUAUUAUCCUGUUAUUUAAGUGGCAUCUGCCUCACACACGAACACAUGGAACUCAUUCAUUUCAAGUGAGCAAAGAAGUUUUUUUUCUUUUUGUUAAAAUUGAUGGAUAUAAAAUUGUUCAAAUGUUAUGGUGUCGCAGGUAAAAUUAGUUGACAUGUUAAUGUCUCAGUUAUAAUUAUGAAGCGGCUGUUGAGAUGAACACUAUUUACAAGUCAGAAACUCGAGCAUACAAUAACUCCAAUGUUACACGAACACAGCAUAAGCCAACAAAAGCCAGUAAUACUGUAGGUACCAGGACUCUGCAAAGACACAGUUGCGGGCUGAGGACCGACCUCUUAUGAACAGCCUGCUUCUGUCAACCCCAGCUUUUCUUUAUAAGUUACAUUUCACUCACCUAUUUUAAUUCACUUUAGGGCACAUAAUCAUAAUAGAAAAUGAGCCAAUAGCAUUUCAUGAUACCUUGCAGUAGAUAACGAUGUGUGGACAGCAUGGGAGGGAAUUAACUAUGUGCAUGCUUCUUCCAAAGGAUGAUCAGUUGAUAUGUUUCUAAGGCUUUACUGGUUGUGGACAAUGACAACAGCUCUUCCAUAAUGCAGCUCCUUGCCUGCUAUAGGGAGUGUCUGUAGCUAGUUGAAUCUGAUCCAGUGGACAUUAUCUAUCAGUUGACAAUGUUCAGCACUGACCACCCAAAAGUAAUGUUUGACUCUGCCUUGAAUGUACCUGGAGAACAUGAUCUCAGCAGGGCCAACUGUCCUCUACUGCCACUUUUUCACUUCCCAUGCUUCUGGCUCAAUAGGGUGUAAAGGCAACCCACUGUCUGUUUGAAGAUUCUGUAGUUGAAUGUAACUUGUACGAGUACAUUUCAAGUUCUGUACUUACAAGUACAAUUUUAAGUUCUUUACUUGAGUAUUUCCAUUUUAUGCUACUUUAUACUUUUACUCCACUACAUUUUGAAAGCCAAUAAUAGGCUACUUUUGAUUACACUACAUGUAUUUGACUUAACUUUAGUUACUUGUUACUUGGCAGAUUCAGAUUAUUAAUACAAAAUAUAAAUCUACAAAUAAAUGCUGUUAAUGUAAAUCAGCUCCAGCUUUACCAGCGGCAGCAUUAGUUAUGCUUUCACAUUAAUGCAUCAUUAAUUAUAAUUCAGUCAUCUUAUAUAUAUAUAUAUUAUUCUCAAAUGGCCGAUUCUGCAUAAUGAGUACUUUUUCUUUGGGUAUGAGUCAGUAUAUUUCGAUGCCAAUACUGAAACUACUUUUACUUGUAACAGAGUGUUUUACACUGUGAUAAUUCUACUUUACUUAAAUAAAGGUUACGAGUACUUCUUCCACCAACUGGUAUUAACAACUGUGUUUUCUGAAAGUUUACCUCAGUGUUUGCAUAUGAGCCUACUUAUAUCUCAAGACACAUUGCAGUUUUUCAGAAAAAUACACAUUUUGAGAAACUG
This is a messenger RNA of Sander lucioperca (pikeperch), 2265 nucleotides long. It is a transcript of the gene cabp5b, whose product is annotated as calcium binding protein 5b. Gene Ontology annotation, molecular function: calcium ion binding. The coding region runs from base 216 to 728 and encodes 170 amino acids. The record is from RefSeq and is a predicted model, not a curated record. NCBI's taxonomy places the organism in Eukaryota, Metazoa, Chordata, Actinopteri, Perciformes, Percidae. The transcript is spliced from 6 exons.